Messenger RNA from Clupea harengus (Atlantic herring), 7015 nucleotides. It is a transcript of the gene ylpm1, whose product is annotated as YLP motif containing 1. Gene Ontology annotation, biological process: regulation of telomere maintenance. The record is from RefSeq and is a predicted model, not a curated record. Lineage: Eukaryota; Metazoa; Chordata; Actinopteri; Clupeiformes; Clupeidae. Gene Ontology annotation, cellular component: nucleus.
UUCAUCAUGCAGGGUAUUUGCUUCUGACAGCCAGAGGAGGGUGCUAUAUCCUUAAGGAGUCUCGGAUAUGACGUGAAAAAACGUAAUCGUACUUCCUGAAACUUUAAGCAGAAAGAAAUGCGUUAGCCAGUUAGCACGGGCAAAGAACUGCUGAAGCGGGAAGCAUUUAUAUGUAUUAGUUUUUCUUCAAUUAUAACCACUGCAAAGUAGGUUCAGGUCGAUUGUGUGCGCGCAUGCCUACACCAUAUGUGUUGAAGAAUGGUAUGAAAGUUUAAAUAAACAGAUUGUUAACAGGACCGGCUUUAUGUGAACACAAAGGCCUAACGUUACAUUCGCUUUGGUGAAGCAUGUACCCUUCGUGGGGAAAUUAUGGAGGUGGACAACCACCUCCCACUAAUCAAUUUGAGCCCAGAUCGGCACCGGUGAGGGCCCCAGCGCCGCCAGGAGCGGCGUUAGGGGGAUAUGGUGCUCCACCGUCGUCCAAUGUUUCAAGUUUACGGGAGCAACAUUUGCAACAGAUGCAACAACUGCAACAGCUCCAUCAGAAACAACUGCAGUCGGUGCUUCAUUACAGUGGUGGUUAUGGAGGAGGCCCUGAUGUCUGGCAAGGUCAAGGGGCUCCCCCGGGUUUGCCUCCCGGUCAGGAUACAACCACGAACUACCCUAAUGAUCAGUCCGAACCCCCGCGAGGUCCACCUGGGUCUGCGCCGCCACAGCCCCAAGAAGAUGCGCCACCUAAACCACCUGAACCUAUACCUCCGGCUGCCCAACAGUACUAUGCUGCUCCCAGGGCUCAGACGUCUAAUAAUGAUAACAAUGCUCCCAAAGACUCACCAGCGAUCUGUUUUCCACAGCAGGAAGAGAAUCCCGACUUUACAUCGAUGACAUUGCAGGAUCAGCAACAGUUCUGGUAUAAGCAACACCUACAGAAUCUGCAGAAGCUUAAGAAUGAGAGGGCAAAACAGGGUCAAGGUGACGGUCAGCCUGCUGAUAAAAAACAGAAACAAGCUGAUACACCACCUCCGCCUGUCGAGCCUCCUAAGAAUGCUCCACCUCCACCUCCCCCCAAAGAAGAACCACCUCCUCCACCUCCACCUGAGGAACCUAAGGCUGACAACAUCAUCAACACCGGGGACCCAUUCGAGGCGGCUCGUCUGCAGCAGUUGCAGGCGGCGGCAGCCCAGUGGCAGCAGGCCCAGCAGCAGAGGGCAGCGCACCAGUACCAGGCUCUGAUGCAGGAGCACGCCCAGCUGCAGCGGAUAUUGCAGCAGUAUCAGCAGUUCAUCCAGCAGCCAGCACAUCUCCAGACCAUGCCACUGGAUAUGCAGCUGAAACACUAUGAUGUGCAGCAGCAGCAAUUUACUCCCGUGUACCAGGACUGGGACCAGCAUUUUAAACUAUGGCAGGAACAGUUCCAUUCCUACCCCCAUAAAGACCAACUCCAGGACUAUGAGGCCCAGUGGAAACAGUGGCAGGAACAGAUGAACUCCACAGCAGCACAUUUGCAGGAGAGGGUCACGACCCUUCGGACCAUGCAGCACCAGUACGGCCCCCCGCCUGGCUAUGGUGGUAUGAUGGGCCAGUAUGGGCAGAACAAGCCCCCUGUCCCAGAUUCACAGGUGCACCACCCACAACCACCUGCAAACAUGGAGCAUUCACCAUCUGUUGGACCACAGUCUGUAGGUCCGCCUCCUUCAGGGCCACCACCUGUAGGACCGCCUCUUUCAGGACCAACGCCUGUAGGACCGCCUCCCUCAGGGCAGCAUCCCGCAGGGCCACCUCCUUCAGGACCGCCACCUGUAGGACCACCUCCUUCAGGUCCUCCCCCUACAGGACAACCUCCUGCCGUAACCACAAGUCAAGGGGGCAUUUCUGCAGCGCCCACCAUGUCCACACCCACAUCUGAGUUGUACCAGACAGCAGGCGCAGAGAACAUGCCGGAACCGUACAAUAAUGCUGGACCUCCCCAUCCUGGAAUGAGGCCCUUAGGCCCUCAGGGCCCCAGAGGCCCAAGGUUUGAUGGAGCAAGGUUUGAUCUGUCACAACAACAGCGGUUUAAUGCACCGCCCAGAUUUGAUCCAAGGCAAAGAUUCAACCCGCCUCCUAGAGGAGCUCCUGGGAGAUUUGAGCCACCAAUGAGACAAAAUGCUCCUUGUUUCGAACGCCCCCCUGGGCCUCCCUCGAAUGCCUCAUCAAGGUUCGACAGGCCACCUGGCCUAUUACAAAAUCCACUGAAUCGAUUUGAAAGACCUCUAGGGCCGACACAGAAUCCGAUGUCACGGUUUGAAAGGCCAUCUGGUACAGGGCAGAAUUCCCCACGGUUUGAAAGGCCACCUGGUCCCGGCCAGGGUCCAAUGUCCCGCUUUGAAAGGCCACCUGGUCCCGGCCAGGGUCCAAUGUCCCGCUUUGAAAGACCACCUGGUCCCGGCCAGGGUCCAAUGUCCCGCUUUGAAAGACCACCUGGUCCAGGACAGGGUCCAAUGUCCCGCUUUGAAAGACCACCUGGUCCAGGACAGGGUCCAAUGUCCCGCUUUGAAAGGCCACCUGGUCCAGGACAGGGUCAAAUGUCCCGCUUUGAAAGGCCACCUGGUCCAGGACAGGGUCCAAUGUCCCGUUUUGAACGACCCCUUGGAUCUCAACCACAAGUUGGUGUUGGGUCCCAAGUGAAUCCAAGAUCUGCUGCUCAAAUUAAAGAGGAAUCACCUAAAACUACUGGAUCACAGGUCCAGCAGGCUGGAUCCCAAGAAUCGACACCUCAAGAUAAAAAAAGCACAGUCGACGAUGCACUGGCUGAUGACAUUGUUGAUUCUGGGAAUGGUUUCUUUGUCCAGAGCGACCCAAUUCCUCAGACUUCUCAAAAGGACACGCAGCAGAAAGCAGAAGAACAGGUCGCUGGAGCCACAGAUAAGGCUAAGGAGGCAGAGGCCUUAAAACCUGCGGUGUCAGCACCUUCUGCUACUCCGCUGAAACAGACUCCCACAACUCCCAGUCAGGCACCAGGUCAGGCAAAAAGUAGUGUCAAUAACGGGCCCCCUCCGAGACCCAUGCCUCAUGACGUGCCUCGUCAGCCUCCUCCAGGUCCUCCGCACGACGAUAAUCAGAUGGGUCCUUCACCCAUGGCGCGUGGGAGAGGCCGAGGGCAAAUGCCAAUGCUUAUGCAUGGCAGGGGACGCGGCCGUGGUCGAGGAAUGCUCGGGGGGCCAAUGGGCCCACCGCAUGGAUACAACCCCAGCAUUCAGCCAGCUGAAGAAGAGGAGCGCUCUGGGUAUGACUAUGAAGCCCCGCACGAGCACAUGAGGCAAAGAGGCGAAGAGGAGGUGGAUUAUGAGUGGGGGGAUCCGUCUGCAGAACCCGGAAGGAUGCCGGGAAGAGGGCCACCGCUCCGUGAGGAGGACAUGUGGCACCCCGAGGAGCAUCACUUUGGAGAAGACUACUACGAAGAGGCUGAGGGCCAGGAGGAGCUUGUGGAAGAACAGGCUGAACACUGGGAAGAGGCACCAGAACCACAACCGGAAUCGGAGUACUGGGAAGAACAAGACCCAUACUGGAACGCCAGAAGGCCCCCCAUGCGUGGACGACCUCCGUUCCCCCACGGUAUGCGCGGGCGACCCCCUCCGCCUCGAGGCUUUAUGCACCAGGGUCCAAGGCGACCGCCUCCUCCUCAUAUGGAGGGCAUGGAGCACGAUCCUCAUGGGCCUCCCCUGGGCUUCAAAGGUCCUCCCAGAGGUCAUAUGGGCCCUCCGAUGCACCGAGGUCCUGCUCCCCGGGGUCAUCCUGUUCACCACGGGAUGAUGGAGAGGGACAUGAGGCGGCCCCCACCGCCACGAGAGAUGAUGGAGAGAGAGACGCGUGGACUGCCACCUUACCACGACCCUAUGGAGCGCGACCCUGCAUGGCCACCUCCACCGCAUGGCAGAGAACCUAGACGCCUCCCUCCACCGCCUCCCCAUGCCAUCAUGGAGAGGGAUAUAAGAAGGCCACCACCUUUUGGUCCGGGACAUCCCAGGAGGCGGCCGCCGUUCCCACACGAAGACCCAGAGGGAAUAUACGAAGAGACUUGCGAGGAUGAGUACGCACCGCCUGAAGAUGGGUACAGAAGGCCGCCACCGCCACCACGAGAUUUCAUCUCUCGAGACUACGAACAUGGCCAGGAGGACUACCAUCCUCCGCCUCCGCCACCCAAAGACUGGGAGGCUGAACGCGGUGGCAGGGAGUAUCCACCCUACCCUCCCCAUGGCCCACCGGAGCGCAUGCGAGACAACCGGUGGCCUGAAGGCAGAGAGAGGCCGUAUCCUUAUGAGGAAGAUGAUCAGGGCAGACCAGAUUACGAGGGGGGUGGUUAUCCGGACGAGCCUCCGUAUGGUGCCAGACAGCCCCCUUACCGGGGCCAGCCAGACUGGGAGAAGCCCUUACCGGAAAGAACGUACCCUCCCAGCAUGGAGCCUCGGAGGCCUUCAUUCGAGGGAGCCUCGGAGCCUGGCAUGGACAUCCCUCAUCCACCUCCCCCAGGGCCCCCUGGGAACCAUCCCGAUGCCUCUCUUGAGCCGUCGUCUCCAGGGUCUGCAAAGGGCAUUCUGGCGCUUUCCCAAAGACAGCACGAGAUCAUCCUAAAAGCUGCGCAGGAGCUGAAAAUGAUCAGAGAACUCCAGGAAAUUAAAGGUACAGGGGGUGAGAUGGCCACAUCCGCGGCUCCUGAGGUGAAGACCGACCUGCCACCUGGUCUCCUUGGGCUGGAAAUUCCACCUGAAGUUAAGACCGCCCUUCAGUCCACAGGUCUCUUGCCGGAGACUGGACAGGCUCCGGGAAUGAAACCACCGUCAUGGGAUUCUGGAUAUGGCCCACCACCACAAGAAGGUGGUUUCCACCCACAACCUCCACCAUCAACAAAGCCCAUAAUUGGAAAGACUGUGGACUAUGGACAUGGGCAUGAGACUGGGGCGACUGUGGAGCGCAUGUCUUAUGGUGAAAGGAUCAUCCUGAGGCCUGACCCUGUCUCUGAGAGGUCGUAUGAAAAGGAACCGCUAGGCCCAAGAGAUCCGUAUGGCCGAGAUCCGUACUUCGACCGGCGGAACGAUCCGUAUAUGGGGCGCCGGGAGUGGAGCAGGGAGCGGGAGAGGGACUCCUACAGGGACCGGCCCGGCAUGGACCACGACAGAGAACGAUUUGAUCGGGAGCGCUUCCCCAGAGACGACCGACCACCACCAGGGCCCCCAGGUCGCCCCGGCUACAGAGAUCGGGAGCGUGAUCAAAGGGACAGAGAGGGGCGCAGCAGCCGGGACCGAGAGCCUUAUGGUCGGCCACCUUAUGACCGGCCGCCGUACGAUCGAGGACCGGAGCGGUUUGAGCACGGCCCCCCAGGCCCCCCGGGCUAUGGAAGCGACCGGAGGAGCUACCCUGAUGAAAGACCUCCUGGGCCGCCACCCUCCAUGGCCCCUGCUCCCGGCCCUCCCCCUCGCGCUGAGAAAAAAGCCGAAACCAAGAACGUGGACGACCUCCUCAAGCCACCUGGCCGAGCGAGCCGUCCAGACAGGAUUGUCAUUAUAAUGCGUGGCCUUUCAGGAAGCGGUAAAAGCCACGUAGCAAAACUGAUUCGAGAUAAGGAAGUGGAGUGUGGUGGAGCUCCGCCCCGGGUCCUUGGUCUGGAUGACUACUUCAUGACGGAGGUGGAGAAAGUCGAGAAGGACCCCGAAAGUGGCAAAAAUGUCAAGCACAGGGUGUUAGAAUAUGAAUACGAGCCAGAGAUGGAGGACACUUAUCGCAACAGUAUGCUGAAGACCUUCAAGAAAACGCUUGACGAUGGCUUUUUCCCUUUCAUAAUCAUUGAUGCGAUCAAUGACCGAGUCAAAUACUUCGAUCAGUUCUGGAGUGCAGCCAAGACCAAAGGUUUUGAGGUAUACGUGGCUGAAAUUACUGCAGACAACCAGACAUGUGCAAAGAGAAACAUCCAUGGGCGGAAGAUGAAGGACCUCUCAAAGAUGGCCGGGAGCUGGGAGCCCACACCUCGUCACAUGGUGCGGCUAGACAUCCGGUCCCUGCUGCAGGAUGCAGCGAUUGAAGAGGUUGAAAUGGAAGACUUUGACCCUUCCAAAGAAGAGCUGAAGGCGGAGGUGAAGGUGAAGAAAGAGGAGGAAGAGGAAGCCGACCGGGUAGGGCUCCGUCUCUUCUCCGCAUCAUCUUUAUCAGUCGACGUGGGGUACAUUCCAAAAAGCAAAUGGGAGAUGGACACAUCUGAAGCAAAGCUCGACAAGCUGGAUGGCCUGGUGGGUGGGAGCAAACGGAAGCGCGAGUCUGACGUAGCGGGCAUGGAGGACUUCCUCCAGCUGCCAGACGACUACGCCACGCGGAUGUCCGAGCCAGGAAAGAAGAGGGUGCGAUGGGCCGACCUGGAGGAGAAGAAGGACGCGGACCGAAAGCGCGCUAUUGGCUUUGUAGUGGGUCAGACAGACUGGGAGAAAAUCACGGAUGAAAGUGGCCAGUUAGCCCAGCGAGCUCUUAAUCGCACAAAGUAUUUCUGAGAAGAACAUUUUGUUAGUCUUGCACACUUUUGCCACACAGAUAGCCAGUCCAUGACUCAGCAGAUGGAGCUAGUAAUGGUCUCCACCUUUGUGUUACUGUUAUUUAACGUAUCGCUGUAAGAGAGAAGAUGAGAUGUCUUCAGCAGCCACUCGGAGAGCAUGAAAAGAAAACAGCGUUAGUUGUGAUCUGUCUCUUUGGUGUUUCUCAUGAAUGCUCACAGUGACUUAACUUCUAAGUCACACUAAGUCUUCACGCUGCUUAUAGCUGCAGUGUCAUUUUUAUACCUUGUAUGUAUUCCCAGCAGAAUUCAUGCUUUGUUUUAGUUGUUAGAUUUGAAUAAAUGAAACCCUUAAAAAGCUAAUGUGAAAUGCCACAGACCUUGUCCUUUAGUUUUUCCUUUUAAAAAAAAAAUGAAAUUUGUUUUUUGUUUAAAAUGUUUGGCCUCUGUGUGAUUACUGGGACAACUCUGGGGAAUACAUUAAAAGAAAUAAGUUCUAUA